GGCUCCGCCACUGGCAGCUCGUGUCUCUGUGGAAACUUGGAGCAUCCAACCGGUUGGAUGCUGGAUGGAUGAGCCUCGGUGUUCUGACUGAGCAGCAGACCUGCUGGUUCUGGUCGGGAUCCGAUUCUGGUCCCGGUUCCGGUCCUGGCUCUGGCUGUUUUGGCAGCAGACAAGCAGAGAUAGGCUCCUCCUCUCAGGGAGGAGGUCUCACUCUGAGUCAGACUCCGAGUCCAGCAGCAAAACUUUUUCCGCUUAGUUGCGACCCGGUUCGGUUCUGUUCUGUUCUGCGCCAUCAUGUCCGGAGUCGCCUCCACUCUAGCCAAGAAGCGGGCCCUGGCCGCGGGGUUCGGAACCAACUCCAACGCGGUUCGGUACCUGAACCAGAACUUCGAGGCCCUGCGCGCGCAGUGCCGCUCCUCCGGGCAGCUUUUCUGCGACCCCACCUUCCCGGCCGAACCCGAAUCUCUGGGCUUCAAGGAACUGGGUCGGAACUCCCACAAGACCCGCGGAGUCACCUGGAAGAGGCCCAAGGAGCUGGUCUCAAACCCGGAGUUCAUCGUGGGCGGUGCCACCAGAACCGACAUCUGUCAGGGAGCGCUGGGUGAUUGCUGGCUGCUGGCCGCCAUUGCCUCUCUGACCAUGAACGAGUUUGUGAUGGAGCGAGUCGUUCCCACAGACCAAGGGUUUGGAGACAACUAUGCAGGAAUCUUCCACUUCCAGUUCUGGCAGUUUGGGGAGUGGGUGGAUGUGGUGAUUGACGACAGGCUUCCGGUUAAAGACGGGGAGCUGCUGUUCGUCCACUCAGCGGAAGGCCGGGAGUUCUGGAGCGCCCUGCUGGAAAAGGCCUACGCCAAGGUGAAUGGCUGCUACGAAGCCCUGUCUGGUGGCUCCACCACCGAGGGCUUCGAGGACUUCACUGGAGGUAUCGCAGAGAACUAUGACCUCAACCGGCCACCAUCCAACAUGUUUCAGAUCAUCAAGAAGGCGCUGGAGGCCGGCGCUCUGCUGGGCUGCUCCAUCGACAUCACAAGUGCUGCAGACUCGGAGGCGGUGACUCGACAGAAGCUGGUGAAAGGCCACGCCUACUCGUUGACGGGGGCCGUGGAGGUGAACUACCGGGGGCGUCAGGAGAAGCUGGUUAGGAUGAGGAACCCCUGGGGUCAGGUGGAGUGGACCGGAGCGUGGAGCGAUGGGUCUUCUGAGUGGAACUACGUCGAGGGAGACUGUCCCCACGCCAGAUCAGAGGACGGAGAGUUCUGGAUGUCGUUCAGUGAUUUCCAGCGUAACUACUCCCGAAUCGAGGUGUGCACUCUGACUCCCGAUGCGAUAGACGACAACUCCGUCAAACACUGGAGCGUCAGCACGUUCGACGGCACCUGGAGGAGAGGCUCCACGGCUGGAGGAUGCCGGAACCACCCCUACACGUUCUGGACAAACCCUCAGUUUGUGAUCAAGCUGGAUGAGGAAGAUGAUGACCCUGAUGACGGUGAGGUGGGCUGCAGCUUUGUGGUCGGUCUGAUCCAGAAGAACCGCAGGAAGCUGCGCAAACAAGGCGAGGACAUGCACACCAUCGGCUUUGCCAUCUACGAGGUUCCCCCCCAGUUCCACGGACAGAGGGAGGUCCACCUGGACAAGAACUUCUUCCUGACCCACGCUCAGACGGCGAGGUCAGAAACCUUCAUCAACCUGCGGGAGGUGAGCUCCCGCUUCAAGAUGCCACCUGGAGAGUACCUGAUUGUCCCGUCCACCUUUGACCCGCACCAAGACGGGGACUUCUGCAUCCGAGUGUUCUCCGAGAAGCAGACUGAGACCGUGCCCUGUGACGACCCGGUCAGCGCCAACCUCAGUGAUGAGACGGUGUCGGACGGAGAGGUGGACUCCGGGUUCAGGAACCUGUUCACUAAACUCGCGGGAGCCGACAUGGAAAUCUCCGCCUACGAGCUCCGGACCAUCAUGAACAAGAUCGUAGCCAAACGAACUGACAUCAAAACAGACGGAUUCAGCGUAGAGACCUGCAAGGUCAUGGUCAACCUGAUGGACGACAGCGGGAACGGCAAGCUGGGCCUUGGAGAGUUCGCCACGCUGUGGAAGAAGGUGCAGACAUACCUGUCGAUCUACAAGCAGAACGACUCGGAUAACUCUGGAACCAUGAGCACUCCGGAGAUGAGGGUGGCCUUCAAGGACGCAGGUUUCUCCCUCAACAACACCAUCUACCAGCAGCUGGUGGCCCGGUACUCGGAACCGGACAUGACCAUCGACUUUGACAACUUCGUGGCGUGUCUGACGAGGCUGGAGAUGAUGUUCAGGAUCUUCAGGAAGCUGGACGCCCACCAGAGUGGCUCCAUCGAGCUGGACCUGAACCAGGUCCAUUUGGACCGGCGCCACACAGAACCUGUUAAACCUGGCUCGCUGGGCUUCAAGGAGCUGGGUCCGCUCAGCGCCAAGACCCGGGGCGUGGAGUGGCGCCGGCCCACGGAGCUGGCGGCGCAGCCGCGGUUCAUUGUGGGCGGAGCCACUAGGACCGACAUCUGCCAGGGGGCGCUGGCCGGGCCUGGUUCUGGACCCGGUCCGGUUCUGGACCCAGACCAGGCCCGGAACCUUGCUGGUUUGGUUUCCUGUGCUGAGGCGGAACCAACCGGAUUCCCAAGGAGGUCAGUUCGUAUCAUUUGUCUCACAUGUUCUGUUUCUGGGAACGACGUUGAUGCUCCGGGUCCGGUCACCCGGCAGGUCCGAGGUUCUGCAGGUGUCCACAUGAAGAAGGACUUCUUCCUGCGCCGCUCCUCCUGCGCUCGCUCCGACAGCUUCAUCAACCUGCGGGAGGUGAGCUCCAGGUUCCGCCUCCCGCCCGGAGAGUACCUGAUCGUCCCGUCUACGUUUGAACCCUCGAAGGAGGCAGACUUUGUCCUCCGGGUUUUCACUGAGAAACAGUCUGAGACCGAGGACCUGGACGACGUGUUGGUGGCCAACCUGGAUGAGGAGGAGGAAAUCUCUGAGCAGGACAUUGACGACUCCUUUAGGUCCUUGUUUGCUCAGCUGUCCGGAGACGACAUGGAGAUCUCAGUGCGGGAGCUCAGAACCGUCCUCAACAGGGUCGUCUCCAAACACAGAGACCUGCAGACGGACGGAUUCAGCAUGGAGUCCUGCCGGGCCAUGGUCAGCCUUAUGGACAAAGACGGCAGCGCUCGGCUCGGUCUGCUGGAGUUUCAGAUCCUUUGGAACAAGAUUAGGAAGUGGCUGGGGAUCUUCAGAGAGUUUGAUCUGGAUAAGUCCGGCUGCAUGAACUCUUAUGAGAUGCGUCUGGCGCUGGAAAACGGCGGGUUCAAACUGAACAACAAGCUGUAUCAGAUGCUGAUCGCUCGAUACGCCGACAAUGAGAUCAUCGACUUCGACAACUUCACCUGCUGCCUGGUCAAACUGGAGACCAUGUUCAGAAUCUUCCAGGGUCUGGACAGAGACGGGACUGGAACUGUGGAGAUGAACCUCAUGGAGUGGCUCUUUGUGACCAUGUGUGGCUGAAACCCAGAGCGCCCCCAAGAGGACGGAUGAGAGCAAAACACCCAGACAGAAGAUGCUGCUGCUCCACUGAGCUGCAAAAUGUCCACAAUAUUAGAGUUACUACUAUAAUCAUCAUCAUAUAAUAAUUAGGCUCCAGUGUGGAGUCUGACUUUAAUGUAUUUAUUCAUAUUUACCUGUUAAUUAUCAUAACCUUCACUAACAUGCAUGAAUCCACCAACUCAGUGUAACCUGAGAGGACUCACCUGGUCAGGUGAGGCGGCUCGUCCAUCAGCAGCCUCUCAUUGGUACUCAGAACUGGUUCUGGUUCUGGUUCUGGUGUUCAGUUGCAGUCAGAAGUCAUUCACUGUGAUCAGCUGCUUUCAUUUCAGAGGUUAUUUAACAAAUGAAGAAAGUUUCAUCCUCAAAUUGAGAACACAGAUUCAUUCAUUCAUUUCUUCUGACCUGCAGCUGGGCUCCACCGGGUCGUCCAACCCAGAACCGACCAACAGUCCUGAGCUCUGCCUCCCUCCUGCUGUACCAGUUUGACCUGACAGAGGGCGCUGUAGCUCCUCGGUAUUUAUGCCUGUGAGAACCUGCUCAGGGUUUAUUGAACCCACAGCUUUAAUAAAGUGGCGCAGAUCAGCUGA
Molecule: messenger RNA, 4142 nt
Organism: Poecilia reticulata (guppy)
Lineage: Eukaryota; Metazoa; Chordata; Actinopteri; Cyprinodontiformes; Poeciliidae
Source: RefSeq, a predicted model, not a curated record